CGAAUCCCGAGGCGGUGGGGCCCGGGUUGUUUUGGUUCCGGGAGGUGAUGCCUGGGAAGGCGGGGAACAUGGAAGAAGCCCAAGCGGGCGCCGAGGAGUCGGGGGCCGAAGAGUACGGCCCUGAAGAGCACGGCCGGGAGGACUCAGGCGGCGAGGAGUCCGGCCCGGAAGAGUCGGACGCAGAGGAGUUGGGCGCCGAGGGGGACAUGGAGGCGGGGCGGCCGCGGCCGGUGCUGCGCUCGGUGAACUCGCGCGAGCCGUCUCAGGUCAUCUUCUGCAACCGCAGCCCGCGCGUUGUGCUGCCAGUGUGGCUCAACUUCGACGGCGAGCCGCAGCCCUAUCCGACGCUGCCGCCGGGCACGGGCCGCCGCAUGCACAGCUACCGAGGUCACCUUUGGCUCUUCCGUGAUGCAGGGACCUACGAUGGGCUUCUGGUUAACCAAACUGAGUUAUUUGUGCCAUCUCUCAAUGUUGAUGGACAGCCUAUUUUUGCCAACAUCACACUGCCAGUGUAUACCCUGAAAGAGCGGUGCCUCCAGGUCAUCCGAAGCCUAGUCAAACCUGAGAAUUACAGACGAUUGGACAUCGUCAGAUCACUUUACGAAGAUCUGGAAGACCACCCAAAUGUGAGGAAGGACCUGGAGCGGCUGACACAGGAACAUUUUGAAAAUCAAAGGAUGGAAGAGGAGACUGAAGAUUUCCAUUGA
Chrysochloris asiatica (Cape golden mole) is the source of this 707-nucleotide messenger RNA. RefSeq names its product von Hippel-Lindau tumor suppressor, E3 ubiquitin protein ligase (gene VHL). Bases 48 to 707 code for a protein of 219 amino acids. NCBI's taxonomy places the organism in Eukaryota, Metazoa, Chordata, Mammalia, Afrosoricida, Chrysochloridae. The transcript is spliced from 3 exons. The record is from RefSeq and is a predicted model, not a curated record.